GGAAAUUAAUUGACACUGACCACCGAAUAAACCCCACUUGUCAAACAAGAGUCACAUCAUAAAUGAAGAAAAAUCAUAAUUACAAAAAAUUAUCCUUUUUCACAGACGAAGAAGAGCCGAGAAAGAUAACAAAAAGAGAGAACCCCCGAAAUUCUUGAACAGUAAACAAACACGGAGGCGGAAUCCGGCGACGGAGGAAGAGAACAGAGACGCGGCUGCUGAUGUCAUCUUUCAGGUGGGUUUCGAUGGAUCUGCCGUCGUACCUGACGUCAUCAUGGAUUUUCCGGUGGCCGGAGGUGGAUUUCUCGUACCUGAGCCUGUCGAGUCUGAGGAUGUCUGGUUUCUCCAUAAUCGACGACGUCUUGUGGAGCUUCGUCACCAUCGUUGAGUCUCUCGCUCUUGUCGCCAUGCUCUGUUGCUACUUCUUGCUCUGUGGCUGUACCCUCUGAUUGAUUCUCCGCCUUUUUUUUGUGUUCUUCUCUUCUGUGUGAUAUGGGUUUCUGAAAUAAAUUGUGGGUUUAGAUUUUAUUUUGGAAAAAAAAAAUCAUUGAUUUAGAAGCAUGAAAAGAUUGAGAUCGAAGAAAUAAAAUAAUGAGCAAUCA
This is a messenger RNA of Tarenaya hassleriana, 602 nucleotides long. RefSeq lists its product as uncharacterized. Lineage: Eukaryota; Viridiplantae; Streptophyta; Magnoliopsida; Brassicales; Cleomaceae. The record is from RefSeq and is a predicted model, not a curated record. The transcript has a single exon. The coding region runs from base 222 to 449 and encodes 75 amino acids.